CAGGGCAUCGUCUUACUUGCAAGCAGCUUUGAUGGGAAACAGGACAGAAGCAACAGAGUUCAUCCUCUUAGGAAUCACCAAUGACCCAGAACUGCAAGGCCCCCUCUUUGUAUUAUUCACUCUUAUCUACUUCUCCAACAUGAUUGGGAACCUGGGACUGAUUGUGUUGAUUCUCUGGGACUCUCGUCUCCACACUCCCAUGUACUUCUUCCUUGGCCACCUGUCUCUGGUGGAUGUUUGUUACUCCUCUGCUGUCACUCCCACAGUUCUUGCUGGGCUACUAGUAGGAACCACCGUUCUCUCCCGCAGUGCUUGUGCUGCCCAGAUGUUCUGUUUUGCAGCCUUUGCCACAGCAGAAAACUUCCUGCUGGCAUUAAUGGCUUAUGAUCGCUAUGUAGCAGUGUGCCAACCCCUACAUUACACCACCAUCAUGACGAGAAGUGUAUGUACUGCUCUGACCAUUGUCUGCUACAUUGGGAGUUUUCUGAAUGCCUCCAUCCACACUGGGGACACAUUCAGUCUCUCCUUCUGUAACUCCAAUACUGUCCAUCACUUCUUCUGUGAUGUUCCAGCAGUCAUGAUUCUCUCAUGCUCUGACAGACAUGCUAGUGAGAUGAUUCUUGUUUAUGCAUCCAGUCUCAUUGUCUAUUCUGCCCUCCUUGUUAUCUUAGUAUCUUACACGUUCAUCUUUGCAACCAUCCUAAAGAUGCGUUCCACUGCUGGAUACCAGAAAGCCUUAUCCACCUGUGUCUCUCACUUCACUGCAGUCUCCAUUUUCUUUGGGACUCUUAUAUUCAUGUAUUUGCAGCCCAGCUCCAGUCAUUCCAUGGACACAGACAAAGUAGUAUCUGUGUUUUACACCAUGGUCAUCCCCAUGCUGAACCCUGUGGUCUACAGCCUGAGGAACAAGGAGGUGAAGGGUGCAUUCAGGAAAGUUAUUCUGAAGGUCAAACUGUAA
Molecule: messenger RNA, 958 nt
Organism: Ochotona curzoniae (black-lipped pika)
Lineage: Eukaryota; Metazoa; Chordata; Mammalia; Lagomorpha; Ochotonidae
Product: olfactory receptor 5B3-like
Exons: 1
Coding region: 32-958 (308 amino acids)
Biological process (GO): G protein-coupled receptor signaling pathway; sensory perception of smell
Cellular component (GO): membrane
Molecular function (GO): olfactory receptor activity; G protein-coupled receptor activity; odorant binding
Source: RefSeq, a predicted model, not a curated record